AUGACACUCGUCUCGGCUGUGGCGGACCCUCUGGUCUUUAUAUUCAGAGAUUCAACAAUCGACGUCAGGACUAACAACUACAUAGCUUCCAGGGCAAGAGCGAACUUCCCUUAUAACAGGAUCAAUUUUCCCUACUCCCAGGCGACGGGAAGAUUCAGUAAUGGAUAUAACAUCGCCGAUGAAAUAGCGCAGCAGUUGGGUAACAAAGCAAAGUCCACCGCCCUUUCUGGCUCUUCUCCAAGACCCAUCAACCUUACUUCAAGGCUUUGUGCAACUUGGGAGCUUGGAAUUCAGGAUCGUGAGCAUCCCUCAGAUUGGGCGCCGCCCCUACGCACGGCUCUUGAACUCAACGACAAGUGGGUUGGGCUGUUUGAUGGAGCUGAACAAUUAUGCUCAGGCCUUCUAUUCAACGAUCUUGGCUUUAUUAAAAAGCUCCGCUCAGAGCUCCAAGGCAUGAUGUACUCGCUUGGAGAUGCAAAGACUAUGACCUCCAUCGUUAUGGAGCCUGAAACCUUUGUGAGCAUGUAA
Molecule: messenger RNA, 528 nt
Organism: Eucalyptus grandis
Lineage: Eukaryota; Viridiplantae; Streptophyta; Magnoliopsida; Myrtales; Myrtaceae
Product: GDSL esterase/lipase At2g40250-like
Exons: 3
Coding region: 1-528 (175 amino acids)
Source: RefSeq, a predicted model, not a curated record